AUUUCAUGUCCAAUAGCUUAGGCUCUGAAGAAAAUAAGACACAACUAAAAAUAUCUGACGGGGAUACAAAUAUUGAUAUCAUUACCAUUAUGUUCGUCGAUGUUAAUGAUCGCAUUUUUAGUAUUAGAUCAUUUGCCUUAUUUUUGGGCAGUAUGUAUUCACCCUACACCCCUCAGGAGAACCCUACCGAACGAGCGAAUCGCACCAACAAGACGAUGAUGGCCCAGGUGGCACGUAAUCAGCAUAACAAGUGGGAUGAAUGUAUUCCAGAGAUUAGCCUCUCCCUUAACACGAGUAAUUCGGAAUCCACCGGGUAUAGACCAGCAUAUUUAGUCCAAGGCCGAGUACCCCGUUUACCCGCCGCGCUGUAUGAUGAAGUUGAGUUGGGCACCAGUACAGCCAAGCAUAACCCGGAGAGCAAAGCCAAAGAGUUGCAAGAAAUAUACAAGAUAGUCCGGCACCAUUUGUGUAGAUCAGCCAAGGACAAACGAAUACAUUAUAAUUUAAGGAGAAGACCAUGGAAACCAAUGAUAGGAGAUUUGGUUUUGGUAAGGCAGCACCCCUUGUCAAAAGCAGUGGCAAGUUAUGCAGCGAAGUUGGCACCAAAGUAUGAUGGCACGUACGAGGUCCUCAAUUUUGUUUCGCCUGUAAUAGUUCGCGUCCGUGAUUCGCUUACGUACGGCUGUCGUAACGCGCAUUGUCGCAGUGCGGCCACCGCUCUUAUCUACACUUAUCCCCCAUCUCUACCCACUUGA
Molecule: messenger RNA, 755 nt
Organism: Musca vetustissima
Lineage: Eukaryota; Metazoa; Arthropoda; Insecta; Diptera; Muscidae
Exons: 3
Molecular function (GO): nucleic acid binding
Source: RefSeq, a predicted model, not a curated record